CCGGGCCGCCGCUGCCUUCCGGGGCUCGGCUCGGUGGCGGCCGUAGCCGGCCAGGAUGCGCUCCGCGGGCUCGCUGCUGCUGCUCGCGGCCUGCCUGCUGCUCUCGCUGCCGGCCGCCUGCGGUAGCCGGGAGCCGCCGGCGGUGGCGGUCAGCCCGGUGAACGGCAGCCGCCUGCCCGCCGAGCCGCACGGCGCGGCCGGCAACCACAGCCGGGCCCAGCUGAGCCCCGUGCCCGCGCUGCUCCGAGACCUCUCCGCGCUGAAGGCCGCCGUCAUCGGGGCCUGCGCGCUCACGGCCGCGCUCAUCGCCUGCCUGCUGCUCCGCGUCUUCAGGUCGGGCAAGAGGAUUAAGAAGACCAGAAAGUAUGAUAUAAUCACCACUCCAGCUGAGCGGGUAGAAAUGGCUCCUCUGAAUGAAGAAGAUGAUGAGGACGAAGACUCAACAGUGUUUGAUGUGAAAUACAGGUAGAGCAGUUCUGUGGAGCAUCGGUGCCCUGCCAGGUGGCAUUCUGUUGAGGGACCUGCUGAAGCCGUAACUGUGAAAGGGGAGGCUCUCAUCUCUGCAGCAUUACAACCAAACCACGCCUCAUCUCCUCGAGGUGCUGUUUAUAUGGCAGGCUACAGAUCUUCUGACCAAAAUGUCACCAUUCGGUUCCCUGGUUUCCAAACCACUAUGUUGGAAUGACUGGAGUUCCUCCUUGCAAACUCAGCUCUCUCUUGCUUUAAGAGGACUGCUGUGUCACUAAAGCACGACAAGAUUGAGCCCUGUGUACUGACUUGCAGCUCAUUAUGGUCUAAAUAAGUUUUGCAGACAAAGGAAGAGGAGGAAGAUUCAAUCAAGCUGCCUCAAGGACCGAUUUUCCCAAUUCAGUACUUUAGUCGCUGUUAAACUUUGCUCACUGUAGAACAGUUCAUACUUUUAAAUAUUGAGAAGGGUAUUUUCUUUCUGGCCUUACAGAAGUGACUUGUGACUUUAGGUGGUAAAAAUUUAAGCCAUGUUGAAAUGCCAUACUAUGUUUAGUAUAGGAUUUUAAGGGGAAAAGGGUGAGAGGCUGACUCAUGCUGAAAGUUUUCUUGACUUGCUACUGAUUUUUUUUUUUUUUUAAACAUAACAGUUGCACUAAGCUUUCAUAAUGACAUUUUCAUUGUCCCUAGGAGCUCUGAUGAGACCAACAACAAAUGAGACCACAGGGAAAUAGGAGGAAUCAGACGUGCCCUAAGCUACAACAAUCUUGGAUUAAAAAAAAGAUAUAUUUUUGUAAUUUUCUGCCCUUCCACAGGGAGUUGAAGUGUUUUGUACUGUUGUGCGUCCUACGCUCACUGUAACUCGUCUACCAAUCAUCUGUAUUACCUUUUUUUUCUAAGCAAAGUAAGUCCUCACAUGGAAUGAUUAGAUUGCAGGAAGACCACCACUUACAUUUCAUGGAAGCCUUGUGUGAGGGAUCUUAAUCUGUAAAAACUGGAAGUUUUCCCUUACCACCUGCUUGGCAAAUCCCAUUAAACACCAAGGAUGCAUUUUGAACCAUUACUCCCUGCUGUGCUUCAUGCUGCAGAGGUCAGAGCUGUGGGAGGACACUAAUAGAAAGAGAUAGCUGCAUCUGGAUGGAUCAGGCUAAGGAAACCACAGGCAUGUACACUUUCCAGGCAGUCAUUAGAAAAGGCAAACCUAACUGGUUUUGUUUCUUCACAUUGUGGUUUUCCUUCAGAGUAACCACAGAUGCAGCUCAGACUUCUCUUUGACAUGCACCCUUGAAUACCUUUGGGUUUUGCAGCUGCCUGGAGAACCUUGCUUUUCUUGGGAACCACGCAUUUUCUGUUUGUCUUAGGAUUGUCCCAGUGUUUGCUUGACUUACUCCUACAGUUACAACCCUUCAAGGAGACUGCAGAGUAUCUGGCAAAGAACCAUCCUUGCAGUGAGUUGCCUCCCCCCCCCCCCC
Molecule: messenger RNA, 1937 nt
Organism: Numida meleagris (helmeted guineafowl)
Lineage: Eukaryota; Metazoa; Chordata; Aves; Galliformes; Numididae
Gene: FAM174B
Product: family with sequence similarity 174 member B
Exons: 3
Coding region: 56-469 (137 amino acids)
Source: RefSeq, a predicted model, not a curated record